GGUACAGCACUUGCCCCUAGAGAACGCUGCAGGACGACCGGCCGGUCGCGAAAACGACGGCCUACUAGCGCCAUUACGCCCUCCGGCGAUGGCUCACGGCUCCUGCAAGACUAGCCCGAUGGCGCCGCAGAUUUGCACCGCCCCCCGUCCCGCGAGAAGGAUCGCGACCCCGUUUUUCUUCUGCGGGGACGGACGGGGGAAUCCAACCCAACAGGGACGUACACUGAUAUACUACCACACCACGCCGAGACCGGCCGGUGGCUACGGCAGGGCGCCGCGCCCACCGGCCCCGCCCGAACGUUCCGGCGCCGCCGCGUGUGGAGAAACCGCGCCCUCCGCGCGGUGAGAACGCGCGCGACGCGACCACGCGGCGCCCCCGCCCCACGCACGGCCAGCAGGUGCCCCGUCCGGGCGCGGGCGCGCGAGGAGGACGGCGAGCGCCGAGCGGGGAACGCGCGGCCCCAGUGCGGGGGCGCUGCACGUCCGAGCCCGCGAGUCUCGCGUGCGCCCCCCGCCGCGCCCACGCGUCCCGCUGCACGGCCGCGGGGCCGCACCGUCGCCCCGGCGCGCCCCCACACCGGCCACCGGCCGGUUCCCGUCGACGCCACGGCAGGUCGGCACGCGGUCAAUUGCGCACCAGAGAGAAAUAUCACACUGCGCCCGGGCCCAGGGCCAGGAGCAGCAGCAGCAGUAAAUGAGGCGACGCGAUGGACAAGAGCCGCAGAGGGCUGCCUGCCUUUGACCGGGGUCAAUUACAGUGCCCCCGCGUGCGUUUAUAUGCAAGCCCGCGCGGCUAAAGCGUCUCGUCUCAUUUCCAUAGGCCAGAGUUUUACUUCACUUGCUCCAAGUAGAAGAGGGAACAGGGUCGCGACUCGCAGGUGGGGCGGCAUGGCGACCACGACGAUAGAGGACCUGCUGCACGCCGACGUGCUGGGCUGCGCGCUGCGGCGCCUGGACGGGCGGUCGCUGGCCGCCGCCAGCUGCGCCACGGCGGGGCUCCGCGCGUUAGCCGCGGACCCGGAGACGUGGCGCGCGCUCUGCCUCGCCGAGUGGCCGUCGCUCGCGCUGCCGGGCGCCCGCCGCCUCCUGGCCGCGAUCCCGCCGCGCCGCCUCUUCGCCGACGCCUUCCCGUUCCCUUCCGCGGUCGGCGCCAGCGGAGGCGAUGGCGAGCUCGGGCUCCCCAGGGAGCUGGUCUCCGCGGUGGACGUCUACUGCGGGGGCGCGCCGCUGCUGUCGCGCGUGGUGGAGACGCCCGCGUCGUCGCCGUGGUUCCUCGGCUCGCCUUUCCGCGUCGAGGCCGUCGAGCGCAAGAGGCCGCCGGCGACAGAGGCCGCGGCGGGGGCGGCGCCCGCGGAGCUGGAGCUGAGCUGGGUGGUCGCGGACCCGGCCCGGGGCCGCGCCGUGAACGUCUCCAGCCGGCGCCCGGUGUCCGUGGACCGGCACUGGUACACGGGCGAGACGCUGGUGCGCUUCGCGGUCGCGCUGGGCGGGUGCAAGUUCGAGGCCAUCGUGGCCUGCGCCGAGGGGUCCGGGCACGUCACCGAGGUCGCCCUCGCCGUCGAGGACGCUGACGGCGCCGCGGUCAGCGGCGAGGGCACGCUGCGGCUCCUCGCCGCGGCGAUGGAGGCGCCCAGGAGGGGCGGGGAGUGGGAGCCGGAGGAGGCCAAGAGGCGGUACCUCGAGUUCGUGAGGCGCAAGAAGGGGAGGAAGGAGAGCAAGGCGCGGCGCGAGGCGCUCGUGGACCUGUGCUGCUCCGCCGCCAGCGCCGCCGUCGUGCUCACCUGCCUCGCCGCGGUCGCGCUCCGGUGACCGGCGCCUGCCGGCCGGCCGGCCGGACGGACAAGAGUGCACGUCCGGUUCUUCUUCUGACGCCGACGAACUGGCGCAAUAAAAUGUAGUACUACUCUGAUCAACCGUCUGGUGCACUAGA
This is a messenger RNA of Panicum hallii, 1930 nucleotides long. Its product is annotated as probable F-box protein At2g36090. Lineage: Eukaryota; Viridiplantae; Streptophyta; Magnoliopsida; Poales; Poaceae. Gene Ontology annotation, molecular function: protein binding. The transcript has a single exon. The record is from RefSeq and is a predicted model, not a curated record. The coding region runs from base 778 to 1809 and encodes 343 amino acids.